This is a messenger RNA of Cutaneotrichosporon oleaginosum, 4298 nucleotides long. The record is from RefSeq and is a predicted model, not a curated record. NCBI's taxonomy places the organism in Eukaryota, Fungi, Basidiomycota, Tremellomycetes, Trichosporonales, Trichosporonaceae.
GCACGUCUAUCCGAUCAGCACAAUCGCUCACCUCGGAGCCAGCCAACUCGUCGACUCCACCCUGCAACAACAGCACCCGCCUGCGCCCAUAAGCACGCCAUAGUGUCCGGCGUAGUGCACUCGGCCUCCGCUUUGCGCAGGCCGCUCACCCUCCUCUUCACCAACGCCUGGCCUCAAGACGACAGCCUGCUGUCCCCCGCGACAGUGGGCCUUCCACUCUCCCUCCUACCCCUCUGACUCGUCACAUUCCCUCCUCGCACUCCGGCGUAGCCCCUCCGCCGCCGCCGCCGUCGCCGCUACCACCACACACAACACCCUUGCCAAAUUCUCUGUCGUCGCCGCCGGAGCCGCCCCCGCCCCCGCCGACCCCCGCCACUGCCAACAAUGAUGCGGCCAAACGGUUAUGAGUCUCCCAAGACACCAGCAGCCAUGUCGCCCCCAAACCGCUCCGUUCUGCUCGGUCGUUCACCCUCCCCACGGGCUCAUAUGGGGCAGUUGUCCACUCCUCCACGACUGCCCAGCAUCACCGCUCAGCAACCCUUCGACUUUGAUGAUCCUAGCCACUCUCACACAACCGUUUUUGGCUUCAGCCCGCCACGUUCUCAGCCGCCACUACUACCAUCAAGCUCUCCAAUCACCUCUCACUUCUUCCUCCCCAAGGCCGGGGCCGCUGUGCCCAUUCUCUCCCCCUCUCUAGGGGCAGGGGAACAUGGUCUACAAGGGCCACUACUUCCGGGGUUGGAGCCCUCCAGUCCGCGCUUCACUGACUCGCCCUAUGUCCUAGCAGGAGAGUUCCCUCCCCGAUCUCGUCGCAACUCGGCUGCGGUCGUUUCGAUCUCUCUCUCCUCGCGUUCCCGGUCAAGAACGCCCCAUGGGCGAAAAGCCACCCUUCCGGCAGAGCACUCGGGCUCUGGGACGCCCAGCAAGGCGGCUACGCCUCGCGUCAACCCAGGCGAGGACUGGGCCCCCGGGGCACCGGGGCUGGACAGCAUGGACGGGGGGGAUGAAGAUUGGCGCGCCCCCACGGGUGGCAUCAUGCUCGACGCAGACGAGUCCGCCGACCACUUCUCAUUGCCGGACGACGACGACGACGACGACCAUGGCCGCAGCUGGACCGCCGAGUCCGAGGUUGGCGUUACUGACGUCCUUCGCCCUGGCGCCAUUUUCGGUGAGGGCCUCGAGUUUGAAGGGGACAUAAUCAAGCCUGCGACAGGUCGUCUAGACAUUGCCGGAAGCAACGACGCCGGAGUGCCCCUCCGUCGCGACGGUAGCAAGAUCGGCGUCCCACGCAAGCAGACCAGUACUUCGAAGCGUUCCUAUGAGGUCAUCCGCCGUCUCGGCUCCGGAUCGUACGCUGUCGUGUACCUCGUUCGCGAACAGGGUGGGCGCAAGCGCGAGUUUGCCUUGAAGUGCCUGUCCAAGCACGACCUCGAGGAAGAGCAGCUCGAAACCCAAUUGUUUGAGGCAACCAUUCACCUGUCGCUCCCGAUCCAUCCCAACAUUGUCACACUUCACGAGACGCUGCAGACAAAGAACUGGCUGUUCCUUAUGCUCGAGCUCUGCCCAGGGGAAGAUUUAUUCUACUGGUUGGAACGUUCGCGGGACGCCUCGCCACCGCCCGCCCACUCGCGGUUGAUGGGAGGGCAACAUCUCGACAACGGGAUGGACAUCAUGUCCUCCUCGCGACUAUCAUCCUCAACCAUUCCGUUCUCAUCCUCGCAGCUCUUCUCUGGCUUUGGGAACUCGUACAACUCGCCAAACGCAUUCUCACCUGCCGCUGGCUUUGGCUCCCAGUUCAGUGGAUCACCGGCAUCGCUCCUCUUCGCCCACCACAAUGGUAUGGCGCAGUCGAUUGGGUCCUCCCACGCUGCAACACCCCCGACGCCUUCCCUGCUCUCGUCGUUCUCGGCCAACACCCUUCUCACUUCGCGCCGUCUUCGUCUCAUCGCGUCCAUGUUCUCGCAAAUGUGUGAGGCGGUCGCCGUCUGCCACGAUGCGGGUGUCUCACACCGCGACAUCAAGCCCGAGAACUUUAUCUGCUGUGACUCGGUGGAGCUCGAAACGGUCGCGGAAGGUGACGAUAAACCGGACUUUGGGCCACAGGCCAAGCGCAAGGUCGUGGUCAAGCUGACCGACUUUGGCCUCGCGACUACGGACGAGGACUCUGGCGACGUCGAGUGCGGAUCCAAGCCUUAUAUGGCUUACGAGUGCCGCAACAAUCUCGGCCCAUCGUACCGUCCCGCUCCGGCUGACGUGUGGUCGCUUGGCAUUGUCCUUAUCAACAUGUUGUUCCACCGCAACCCGUGGAAGGACCCCAUCGAGGGCGAUCCCAACUUUGACGCGUACUAUGAUGACCCUGUGGGCUUCUUGCAGACAAAGUUCACGGGCAUCGGCAAGGAGGUCGCGACGUAUAUUGCCGAGCACGUUCUGUGCAUCGAAGUCGAGGACCGCGUGAGCGCGCGUGAGCUUGGACAGUGGAUCCGUAAUCUCCCGGAAAUGAUUGGUGGGCGCCGCGCAAUCCACCGACUCAAGAUGGACCGACUCGAGAGUCGCAGCAAGGCUGUCGCCACCGACAAGGGAUUGUUUGUCAAGUCGCCCAUCAUGGCCGAGCCAAAGCAGAAGAGCGCUCUGGCCUCUGCGUUGGCUUCUUCGGCCCUGGCGUCCUCGGCUCCGAUCUCUGUUCCCAGACCCCCCCCGACGGGCCCGUUGCCUCCUCCUCCAGUCAUGCCCUUCAAUCAGCCUAUACCCGCUGCUGUCCCACAGUCUAUCGCUGCUACAAUCCAGGAGGUGCCCAGUCUCUCGUCGUUACCUCCGCACCAGGAACUCGUGGAACAACCCGGACCAACACCAGAGUUGGAGCCUGACGAGAUACGUUCAGCCACCACAGUCGACGACAACCCGACGCCUACCGACAUGAGCACUGUCGUCUCCCCCGAGCCCACCGAGGGAGGGGAUGAAGAUGCCGAUCUAGGCGAUCUCGACAACAACGACGGCUCAGGGGCCAAUCAGAAGCGCCGAAAGCGCGGCGUCCGCAAGGGCAAGGCAGCUCAGGCAGCUCUUGCCGCGGCCAAGGAGGAUCCAGAGGACAAGACGCGGCGCGACGCCCUUCUGGCUGAGCUCGUUACUGCCUCUCAGGACUUGGCGCGUGAUCUGUCCAAGAAGAAGCCGUUUGACCCCACUCGCAUCGAAGACUUCCCGCCGCUCGGUAUGGACCCCAGGGAGGCUGCCGCUGGACGCAAGUCCAAGUGGAAGGACUUCCUCGCUGCAUCCAAAGGCAACCCGCAGCUCGAGGCUUUGGCCCGUCGGGUGGCCGAGCGGGAUGACGGUGGCUGGUCCGCUCCAGCCAAGUUGCAGCAGAGCAAGGACAAGGACGUGCUUUCUCGUCCCAGCAUCAAUCGCCAAACUGCCACGACGACGAGUUCAGUCGUCUCCGCGAACACCGCGACAUCAAGCGCCGCAAACACCGCGACAUCGAGCGCAACAAGCUCCAGCGGUGGCGGUCCUGAGGAUGACGACUGGCGCCGCCGUGCGCGCGAGCGUGAGCGUCGCGACAAAGACAAGGGUAUGGACUCGCGCCCCUCUACGUCAUCGUCCCGCCGGGGCACGACGGAGGACUCGAGCCGUCAUCGACAGGCUACUAUUGCCGCGGCGGCAUUAGCAAAUGGUCUCGACCCUAUGGGCUCGUUUGGUCGCCCUAGCCAUCUUCGCAAUCACUCGGUUAAUCGCGGCGGCUCGCCCCUUGCAGGACCACCUCGUCACCCUCGACUAGAGCGUGACAACGCGGACCGCAAUGAUGGUCGGUGGGCGCCGUCAACGAGCUCAAUCCCCAUGCCCCUUGGGGGUCGCAAAGACGACAAAGUGAAGCAUGUGACCCACGAGGUGCGCGAUCGCACCGACCGUCCGUGGCGCGAGACGCGUCCGCGUGGCGAGUUCAACCCGACCAAAUCCGCGCCAGCACCCAUGGCUGAGUCCAACUGGGCCACUUCCUCUUUCACCCCUCCAGCCUCAACCGCCGCCUUCGGAGGCUCGAACGCCUCCACUCCCACUCCGACCGCUGCCAAGCCCACCUUCCCGUCGCAGUCUUCGGCGACUUCACUGACCACAAUUAAUGGCAACGCCACCGCCAACGGCGCGGCCGUAUCCCCAGAGAUGCCUAACAAGCCCAAACUAAAGGGCCAGAUAAGCACUCUUUCCAACAUGCUCAGCCGGCUCAAGACCAAAGGUCGCGACUAGCUAGCUUCCUCGGCCCAAUUUGUCCUGUAUCUCCACUACCAUUUCACAAACAACUCCAAACCCAA